AUGUUGAAACCAAGUUUUUUAUCUUUAUUCCUUUCGAAAUCCAUUAGAGUACACCUUAAAUUUAUUAAAUCUGGUUUAAUAAAUCAACUGCCGUCUACUCGUUGCUCUUUUACAGCAACAAUUUUAACUAUUGCUGACUUAGAUCCGCGAUUGUCCAUUUCGUUUUCACGCAUCUUAAGACUUGUUACCAUACCUGAGUAA
Molecule: messenger RNA, 201 nt
Organism: Didymella exigua CBS 183.55
Lineage: Eukaryota; Fungi; Ascomycota; Dothideomycetes; Pleosporales; Didymellaceae
Exons: 1
Coding region: 1-201 (66 amino acids)
Source: RefSeq, a predicted model, not a curated record